UUGCAGUGCCCAUCCUUUUGGCAACAAACAUUUGAGCUCUACCUGAACUGAAGGUGGAGUAUGUUCUAUUUCAAAUAUCAGAAGGAAUCUAGACUGUCAAUGAAGUACUGAAUGACACUGGACAAAGGGAAGGUGUUUUCCCUAGACUGAGAGAGGGCAUGCACCAACCACUGUGGACCCCUUGCCUUCUUGCUGCAAGCAAGGAUCUCCUGAAGGGAUGCUGGAGCAGGAGUCAGCUGUGCAGGCUGAUGCUGCAACCAGUUUCUUGAGAGCUGCAAGAUCUGGGAAUCUGGACAAAGCCUUGGAUCACCUCAGGAAUGGGGUAGAUAUUAACACCUGUAACCAGAAUGGGCUGAACGCCUUGCACCUGGCCUCCAAGGAGGGCCAUGUGAAAAUGGUGGUGGAGCUGCUGCACAAGGAAAUAGUUUUGGAGACAACAACCAAGAAGGGAAACACAGCCCUGCACAUUGCUGCCUUGGCUGGACAACAGGACGUGGUCCGGGAGCUGGUGAACUAUGGGGCCAACGUCAAUGCACAGUCCCAGAAAGGCUUCACACCCCUCUACAUGGCAGCGCAAGAGAACCACCUGGAAGUUGUGAAAUUCCUGCUGGAAAAUGGAGCCAACCAGAAUGUAGCCACAGAGGAUGGCUUCACUCCACUAGCUGUGGCUCUCCAGCAAGGACAUGAAAAUGUGGUUGCUCAUCUUAUCAACUAUGGGACAAAGGGUAAGGUCCGUCUGCCUGCCCUGCACAUCGCAGCCCGCAAUGAUGACACUCGCACAGCCGCUGUGCUGCUGCAGAAUGACCCCAAUGCCGAUGUCCUCUCCAAGACUGGAUUCACCCCUUUGCACAUUGCAGCCCACUAUGAGAAUCUCAGUGUGGCCCAGUUACUACUGAACCGUGGAGCCAGUGUCAACUUCACACCCCAGAAUGGGAUCACUCCCCUGCACAUAGCUUCCCGCCGGGGCAACAUCAUCAUGGUGCGGCUGCUGCUGGACCGCGGGGCCCAGAUAGAAACAAGGACCAAGGAUGAGCUGACCCCUCUCCACUGUGCAGCACGCAAUGGACAUGUGAGAAUUGCAGAGAUCCUGCUGGACCAUGGGGCUCCCAUUCAAGCCAAAACCAAGAACGGCUUGUCGCCGAUCCACAUGGCAGCACAGGGUGACCACCUGGACUGCGUCCGCCUGCUCCUGCAGUACAGCGCUGACAUUGACGACAUCACCCUGGACCACCUCACGCCCCUGCACGUGGCUGCACACUGUGGACACCACCGUGUGGCCAAGCUGCUGGUGGAGAAGGGGGCCAAGCCCAACUCUCGAGCCCUGAAUGGCUUCACGCCCCUCCAUAUUGCCUGCAAGAAAAACCACAUCCGUGUGAUGGAGCUGCUGCUGAAGACAGGUGCCUCCAUUGACGCUGUCACAGAGUCCGGCCUGACCCCCCUGCAUGUGGCUGCCUUCAUGGGACACCUGCCCAUUGUCAAGACUCUGCUGCAGCGUGGAGCCUCUCCUAAUGUAUCCAACGUGAAAGUAGAGACUCCUCUACACAUGGCAGCCCGAGCUGGGCACACAGAUGUGGCCAAGUACCUGCUGCAGAACAAAGCCAAAGCCAAUGCUAAGGCCAAGGAUGACCAGACUCCUCUGCACUGUGCUGCACGCAUUGGCCACACUGGCAUGGUCAAACUCCUUUUGGAGAACAACGCCAACCCCAACCUGGCCACCACAGCAGGGCACACACCCCUGCACAUCACUGCCAGAGAGGGGCACAUGGACACAGCCCUGGCCCUGCUGGAGAAGGGAGCCUCUCAGACCUGCAUGACCAAGAAAGGAUUUACCCCUCUCCACGUUGCAGCCAAGUAUGGAAAGGUGGAUGUGGCAGAGUUGCUGUUGGCACAUGACGCUCACCCCAAUGCAUCAGGGAAGAAUGGCCUGACUCCACUGCAUGUGGCUGUGCACCACAACAACCUGGAGAUUGUCAAACUCCUGCUUCCCAAGGGGAGCUCCCCACACAACUCAGCCUGGAAUGGGUACACCCCCCUUCACAUCGCUGCCAAGCAGAACCAGAUGGAAGUGGCCAGCAGCCUGCUGCAGUAUGGGGCUUCUGCAAAUGCUGAGUCUAUGCAGGGAGUCACUCCCCUCCACCUGGCUUCCCAGGAGGGCCAUGCAGACAUGGUGGCACUGCUUUUCUCCAAACAAGCCAACGGCAACCUAGGCAACAAGAGUGGCCUGACUCCUCUCCAUCUUGCAGCCCAAGAGGGGCAUGUGCUAGUUGCUGAUGUUCUAGUGAAACAUGGAGUCACAGUGGAUGCAAUGACCAGGAUGGGCUAUACCCCGCUGCAUGUGGCCAGCCAUUAUGGGAACAUCAAGCUGGUGAAAUUCUUGCUGCAGCACCAAGCGGAUGUCAAUGCUAAGACUAAGCUGGGCUACACCCCCCUGCACCAAGCAGCACAGCAGGGCCACACGGAUGUGGUAACACUGCUGCUGAAGCAUGGCGCAUCCCCCAACGAGAUCAGCACGAAUGGCACCACUCCCCUGGCCAUUGCAAAGCGGCUUGGCUACAUUUCUGUCACAGACGUGCUCAAGAUUGUCACAGAGGAAACCGACAUCCCGUCAGUUGGCGACAAGCACCGCAUGAGCUUCCCAGAGACCGUAGAUGAGAUUCUGGAUGUAUCAGAGGAUGAAGGCACUGCUCAUGUCACAGUAAUGGAGGAAGAGCUGAUUGCACCAAAACCCAAGACACCUGAUCUCGGAGACCAGGAAGGCAAAAGGGAGAGACUGGAGUUCAUGACCACAGCGAUACUAGAGCAAACGGUGGAGUCUCCAGCUGUCCUGCAGGUCCCCUGCAUCCCACCUGAAACUGUAGUGACCAGAGCUGAGGAGACUGAGCAGGUAGGACCUGUGGAGACAGAAGCUGAGCAAGUCAGCCUGCUGCAUGCACCCUCGGUGUCCCCACAGGAGCCCUCCAAAGAGUUCGACGAGGACUCCCUGAUCCCCAGCAGCCCUGCCACUGAGACCUCGGAUAACAUCAGCCCGGUGGCCAGCCCUGUGCACACGGGGUUCCUGGUAAGCUUCAUGGUGGAUGCUCGUGGUGGCUCCAUGCGGGGCAGCCGGCACCAUGGUCUGCGUGUGGUCAUCCCGCCCCGUGCCUGUGCUGCACCGACCCGCAUCACCUGCCGCCUGGUGAAGCCCCAAAAGCUACCUGCACCCCCACCACUGGCUGAGGAGGAGGGUCUGAGCAGUCGGAUCAUUGCUCUGGGGCCUGCUGGUGCCCAAUUCCUCAGCCCUGUCAUUGUGGAGAUUCCACACUUUGCCUCGUAUGGACGUGGAGACCGUGAGCUGGUAGUGCUGCGCAGUGAGAACGGCUCUGUCUGGAAGGAGCACCGCAACCGCUAUGAGGAGAGCUACAUGGACCAGCUGCUCAAUGGCAUGGACGAGGAGCUGGAGAGCCGGGAGGAGCUGGAUAAGAAGAGGGUCUGCCGCAUCAUCACCACCGACUUCCCUCUCUACUUCGUGGUCAUGUCCCGGAUUUGCCAGGACUGUGAUAUGAUUGGCCCUGAAGGAGGGUGUUUGAAAAGCACACUGGUGCCCAUGGUACAGGCCACCUUCCCAGACACUGCUGUCACCAAAAGAGUGAGGCUGGCCCUGCAGGCACAGCCUGUGCCUGAUGAGUUGGUGACUAAGCUGCUGGGGAACCAAGCGACCUUCAGCCCCAUUGUCACAGUGGAGCCACGACGGAGGAAGUUUCACCGCCCCAUUGGCCUCCGUAUCCCACUGCCACCAUCCUGGAAGGACAAUCCCCGAGACAGUGGUGAGGGUGACACCACCAGCCUACGUCUGCUCUGCAGUGUGAUUGGAGGGACAGCCCAAGCCCAGUGGGAAGACAUAACAGGCACCACAAAGCUGGUCUAUGAAAAUGAGUGUGCUAACUUUACCACCAAUGUGUCUGCCAGGUUCUGGCUGGCCGACUGCCCACGCACAGCUGAGGCUGUGCACUUUGCCACCAUGCUGUACAAAGAGCUGACAGCCGUGCCCUACAUGGCCAAAUUUGUGGUGUUUGCCAAGAUGAACGAUGCACGAGAAGGCCGGCUGCGCUGCUACUGCAUGACUGAUGACAAGGUUGACAAGACUUUAGAGCAGCAUGAGAACUUCACUGAGGUGGCCCGCAGCAGGGACAUUGAGGUGGUGGAGGGAAUGCCUUUGCAUGUCGAACUCUCAGGGAACCUGGUGCCUGUCAAGAAGGCUGCUCAGCCCCGCACCUUCCUCUUCCAGUCCUUCCGGGAGAAUCGUCUUGUCAUCCCCAUCAAGGUCCGGGACAGCAGCCGGGAAGCCAGUGGCUCCCUGUCUUUCUUGCGCAAGGCCAUGAAAUACGAAGACCUCCAGCAUGUGCUCUGCCACCUGAACAUCAGCAUACCACCCUGCACCAAGGGCAGUGGCAGUGAUGAGCGAAGGAGGACACUGACGCCAUUGUCUCUGCGGGAGCGAUACAGCAUUCUAAGUGAGACCAGUUUUGGGUCUCUGAGCAGCACAGACAAGGCAGACCAGAAGAUGGUUGACAUAGCAGAACAGCUGGGCCUCAGCUGGGCCGAGCUGGCACGUGAGCUGCAGUUUGGGGUGGAUGACAUCAACAGGAUACGUGUGGAGAACCCCAACUCCCUUCUGGAGCAGAGCAUAGCCUUACUCAACCUCUGGGCCAGCCGCGAGGGCAAGAAUGUCAAGAUUGAGAACCUGUACACGGCACUGAGGAACAUUGACCGCAGCGAGAUUGUCAACAUGCUGGAGGGCUCGGGUCGGCUGAGCCGCAGCCUGAAGGGAAGCUGGCGCUACACGGACAGAGACUACUCCCUCUCACCAUCCCAGAUGAAUGGUUACGCUUCACUGCAGGACGAGCUGCUGUCCCCUGCCUCCCUGCAUUACACACUGCCAUCCCCGCUGCGUGCCGACCAGUACUGGAAUGAGGUGGCCAUCAUGGAUGCUAUCCCCAUGGCUGCCACUGAGCAGGAUGCCCUGAUGGAGAUGUCCGACAUGCAGGUGUGGUCCUCAGGGCUCACCCCCUCGCUGGUGACUGCUGAGGACUCCUCUCUGGAGUGCAGCAAGGCUGAGGACUCGGAUGCCACAAGCGAAGGCCGGUUCCCAGGGCAACUUCUAGCAGAUGCUCAUGGCCCAGACCACAUGGGCUCUAUGGACCUGGUUGAGGAUGACACAGUGGACUCAGAUGCCAUGAAUGGCCUGAUUGACCUUCUAGAGGAGGAGGGGCAGAGGCCAGAGGGGAAGAUGCCAUCUGGUGAUCAUCAACCAGGGACUGGGGAGCAGGACCCGGAGAGUGAAGUCUCUUUUGUUUCAGUUCAGCAGAAGGUGCAAGCCAGGAUCAUGACAUCACCUACCUUUAGCCAUGCUGUGGAGAAGAGUGCAGACAGGCUGAGGGACUGGAAUGCAGAAGGCUCCUUUAUCUCCUGCCUACAGGACCUGACAGCGGGCUCCUGGCAGGAGGGAGUCACCCAAAAGCUGCUCCCAACGCACACCACAGCCUCCGGGGCACAGGGCCAGGAGCAAGAGCAGGUCCUGAUGCCAGCCAUGGAGCUGAUGCGGAUCAGCUCUACAGAGGACAGCGACCGGCAGCCUCAGCACCCCACAGGCGGCUGGCAGGAGGAGGCCGACAGCCGCUUCUUUGGGCAGGGGAAUGAAGCCCUUCAUCUCCCUGGAGAGCAGGUGACUGAGGAGCAGUUCACAGAUGAUCAAGGCAAUAUCAUCACCAAGAAGUCACGGCGCUUCUCCAGCUCAUGGGACACACAGAGGCUGCACACCAAGUGCAGUUUAGGACCAGACUGGGUGAGGAGGGAGUCACGGUGCCCUGGGGCCAGCUGUGACGCCCAGCUGUGUGGGUCUCCACAGAUUAUCCGGAAGGUGGUGCGUCAUCUGGGCCCUGGUGUCAUGGAUGACAGGCAGGAACAGGAGGAGCUGAUUCUGGAGGGCUCCCUACAGGAGCCCCAAGACCUGGAGGCUGAGGAUGAUCACUUCAUGAAAUACUCCAUCUUGCGUCAGGAUGGUCUGGGUGCCAAGGAGGAGGUGCGAGUGCGUGUCCCGAAACCAGAGGUCUCUGGGGGCAGGAUGGGGGCUCAGAUAGUGAAACGAGCCAGCCUGAAAAGGGGGAAGCAGUGACCCCUCAAAUGGCCUCUUUUGAGGAUCACACCUCAACACCAAACCACUGAACUUCACACACGUUCUGACACAUACCUGAGAAGAGAAGAGAAGAAAGGAGAGGAGAGCAGAGAGUGGAGGGGAGCAGGGCUGGCUGUACAUGUUUCUAUAAGCUAAUGGCAUGAUUUCUGUAUGAGACAUACUUACCGUCCUAUCCGCAUGACUGACUGACUGCAAGACGCAUGAGCUACAGUACUUAAAACUGACGAGGGGCCUCUAUCCCUGCCCCGCUGCUGCCAGGAGCCCAGAGACAGCACCACACACCAGGGGUAUGCUCUCAGCUCCUUUGGGAGACAAGAGCUGGAGUAGAAGGAAAUGAGAUGGAAAGAGAUUCCACAUCUGUGUGAUUGUGUGUGUAGAUGCAUCCCCAAGUCUGUGCUCCAGCUGUAAGAGGAAAGCUGGGACAGCAUGGUGCUGCUCACCACAGAAGAAGAGGUGCUUGCCCCCCUGCAAAUGCCUGUGCUGCCUCUGCUGGACUUGCUUCUCGUCCCUCCCUGUGAGUGUUGGGCUUUGGGGAGGGCAGCAGAGGCCAGAGGGUGCAAGGGGAGGCUGCAGGGAGCACAGCUGCCCUGGGCAGAGGGACUGGUGCAGGGCUGCCCUUCCUCUCCCCAGCACGUGCAAAGUCUCCCGCCAGGGCAGAGCUCUGGGCUGAGCACUGAGCUCCUUGCUUAUGUUGAAAGUGUAAACUGUACAGCAAUCAGCCUUGUGUAUAUGAACCAAUAAAUACUAUGCAAACCCCUAGGGACACUCUAGCAGUAUGUACAAAGCACUAACAGCUCUGCUCUCAAAUACCUCUUCAGGCUGCAGGAUGGGCAAAGCCUUUGGAAUAUGUGAGCAGCUCUGGUGAAUGGAGCAGGAAGGCUAUAGGAGUGGGAGGGCAGCAGCCCAUCCCUGUCCUGUGCCACUCUGCCUGAGCCUGGCCCCUUCCUGGCCUGAAGAGGGGGGGCUAGAGGUGCAGUCCCAUGGUCUAGCCCCAGUUUGUGUUGGAUCCACCUGGAUUGAAGCUGUAGGCCUGUGCUGAGGUUCUUGGAGCCCAGGGAGGAUGUGCAGUGAGAGAGCAGGGGGUGCUUGUGCCACACGUGGGGUCGUGCCUAGCUCUACUCAGCACAAUAUCUGCUCAGGAGAUGAGCCAGGAGCUAGCAAUAGCCAACAGCCGUGCAAUACGCACCCCAGGCAAGGGCUUUGCAGGGACCCUGGCCUCCCUGCAAGGGGCGUUAUAGCCCUGCAUACUGACCCUCUCGGGACCAAUCCCAGAGACAUGGGGUCUGCUGCCCUGGGGCUGGGGCAGCCUCGGGCCGGCUGCUCUAGCAGGAGAGCAGCACAGGGCAGAGCGCUCAGAGUCUGGGCAGUAGGUUGAAUCUGUUGUAAUACCUGACCCGAGGAGCACAGGGUGCAGGUAGUGGCACUUGGUCACAGGUCCCUGACCCUGUCCUUUACCAAACUGAUACAGGGACCUGGCCUUUGUAGCACAGUGAUGUGGGGACGCCCUGCUCUUUCUCCUGGAAGUGGCCAUGAACCUGCUUUGCUGAGUCUGAGUUUGUUCUCCAUGGCCAGGUGCAGAGCAAGUGCACCUCCAGCUUCAGGCCAUGUGGCCUUGGCAGGGCAGCCCUCCCUUUCAGUGGGUACACAUCUGCUGGGAGAGCCCCUGGCUGCCCUGCGGCCAAGAAGCCUCGCUCCAGCAAAGCGACUGACCCAGAUUAGCCUUGGAGAGCAAAGCAGUCCCCUCCCCACCCCAAAGUUGAGCCAUAUAGGCACAGACUCUUCAUCCGUCACCCUUGCUGCGUACAAUAACCUCCCUAGACCCACUGCAACAGCUGACUCCGUAGCAUCACCCUAGAGUUGUGUGUGGGUCCAGUGCUUUGGCCUUGUGUAUGCCGUAGGGAAUGUGCUGUCUGCAACCGUGCCAGGCACCUGCAGUGACAUUGCUUUGCGCUCAGAUUGCUUGUAGGGCUGGUAGGGGGAGGCUGCACCCAACAUUGAGCCUAGAGAAUGCUGCAGUCUGCACACUAGAAGCUUUUUAGAAGUUUUAAAAAUUACUUUUAUUUUCUUUUUUUAAUUGUUAUGGAAACAAGCCUUUUGGAUCUCCCUGUCUUAGGCCCUGAUGUAUAGAUCAUUUCCCUGUACACCAGCUAACAGACUAUGAAUUAAUAAAUAAAUCAACACAG
Molecule: messenger RNA, 8355 nt
Organism: Poecile atricapillus (Black-capped chickadee)
Lineage: Eukaryota; Metazoa; Chordata; Aves; Passeriformes; Paridae
Gene: ANK1
Product: ankyrin 1
Exons: 45
Coding region: 218-6151 (1977 amino acids)
Biological process (GO): signal transduction
Molecular function (GO): protein binding
Source: RefSeq, a predicted model, not a curated record